Anopheles nili is the source of this 4673-nucleotide messenger RNA. It is a transcript of the gene PMCA, whose product is annotated as plasma membrane calcium-transporting ATPase 1. The record is from RefSeq and is a predicted model, not a curated record. The transcript has 2 exons. Gene Ontology annotation, cellular component: membrane; intracellular membrane-bounded organelle. Gene Ontology annotation, biological process: calcium ion transmembrane transport; regulation of cytosolic calcium ion concentration. Gene Ontology annotation, molecular function: ATP hydrolysis activity; ATP binding; P-type calcium transporter activity. Lineage: Eukaryota; Metazoa; Arthropoda; Insecta; Diptera; Culicidae. The coding region runs from base 1 to 3618 and encodes 1205 amino acids.
AUGGCGACCAUCGAUGGACGACCUGCCCAAUACCAGAUCACGCAGAAAAAUCUGCGUGAGAUUAUGGAACACCGAGGUCGUGAAGCGGUGUCAAAGGUGAACGAAUACGGUGGUGUGAAUGAAAUCUGUCGAAAAUUGUAUACUUCGCCAAACGAGGGUCUAAGUGGAUCGAAGGCCGACAUUGACCAUCGGCGGGAGACGUUUGGGUCGAACAUAAUUCCGCCAAAGCCCCCCAAGUCGUUCUUGACUCUUGUUUGGGAGGCGCUGCAGGAUGUGACGUUGAUUAUUCUCGAGAUAGCCGCCAUCAUUUCAUUGCUGUUGUCGUUUUAUCAACCGGCGGACGAUGACGAGCCAACGAUACAAGAAGAAGAAGAGCACUAUUCGUGGAUCGAAGGACUAGCCAUCUUGGUGUCGGUGUUCGUGGUAGUUAUUGUGACGGCAUUCAACGACUACUCGAAAGAGAAACAAUUUCGCGGUUUGCAAUCGCGUAUCGAGGGUGAGCACAAAUUCUCAGUAAUCCGCGGUAGUGACCCGGUGCAGAUAAAUAUCGGUGACAUCGUGGUCGGCGACAUCUGCCAGAUCAAAUAUGGUGAUCUGUUACCGGCUGAUGGCAUUCUUAUUCAGAGCAAUGACUUGAAAAUUGACGAGUCGUCACUGACGGGCGAGUCGGAUCACGUGAAGAAGAAUGAAACAACCGAUCCCAUAGUUCUGUCCGGCACGCAUGUGAUGGAAGGAAGCGGGAAAAUGGUGGUGACGGCAGUAGGCGUGAACUCGCAGGCCGGUAUCAUCUUCACUUUACUGGGGGCUGCUGUAGACGAGCACGAAGCGGCUGCAAAGCAAAAGAAAAAGGAAGCUAAAAAAGCGAAGAAGGCGGGUGGUGCUAAGGACGAAAUCACCAACAACAGCCACGGGCAUCCCCAAGGACUACGAAGCCAGAACACAGUUGAUUCCAUCACCUCAGAUGACGGGGGUGAAGACGGUAAGGCUAGCGGAGGCGAAGGCGGUCACGGUGGCAAGGAAAAGUCUGUACUGCAGGCUAAACUAACAAAACUCGCUAUUCAAAUCGGUUAUGCUGGCUCCACAAUCGCCGUACUAACGGUGAUCAUUCUGAUCAUCCAGUUCUGCAUUCAAACGUUUGUGAUCGAGCAAAGGCAAUGGCGGAACUCAUACGCGAACAAUCUCGUGAAGCACUUCAUUAUCGGUGUGACGGUGUUGGUUGUCGCUGUGCCGGAAGGUUUGCCACUGGCUGUCACACUUUCGCUCGCGUACUCGGUGAAGAAAAUGAUGAAAGACAACAAUUUGGUACGACAUCUGGACGCAUGUGAGACGAUGGGUAAUGCUACAGCAAUCUGUUCAGAUAAAACGGGCACGCUGACUACGAACCGGAUGACUGUUGUGCAGUCGUACAUCUGCGAGAAAUUAUGCAUGGUAACUCCCAAGUUCUCCGAUAUUCCACGAGUUGUAGGCGAAGCGAUCGUGGAGGGAAUUUCACUAAACUCGGCCUAUACUUCUGGGUUAAUGCCGGGUCAAAAUCCCGGAGAUCCGUUGCAGCAAGUCGGUAACAAAACGGAGUGCGCUCUGCUCGGUUUUGUGAAUGGGCUGGGUCGCAACUAUCAAACAAUUCGUGACGCCAAUCCGGAGGAUACAUUCACGCGCGUAUACACUUUCAACUCAGUGCGCAAAUCGAUGAGCACGGUGGUACCGAAAUCGAAUGGAGGUGGUUACCGCGUUUUUAGCAAAGGCGCCUCAGAGAUUAUAUUGAAGAAAUGUGCCUUCAUUUUUGGUCAAGACGGCGUGCUGGAGAAAUUCACACGGGACAUGCAGGAGCGGCUGUUGCAUCAGGUUAUCGAGCCUAUGGCGUGCGACGGGCUGCGAACAAUUUGCAUCGCGUUUCGUGACUUUGUACCCGGUAAGGCCAACAUCAACGAGGUGCACUACGACAGUGAGCCAAAUUGGGACGAUGAGGAGAACAUCAUCAGUAAUCUGACGUGCUUGUGCGUGGUCGGCAUUGAAGAUCCGGUUCGACCAGAAGUACCAGAGGCAAUUCGCAAGUGUCAGCGCGCAGGUAUUACGGUCCGAAUGGUUACCGGUGACAACAUCAACACGGCACGUUCAAUCGCAACCAAGUGCGGCAUCUUGCGGCCGCAAGAUGACUUCCUCAUUCUGGAAGGCAAGGAGUUCAACCGACGCAUUCGUGACAACAACGGAGACAUCCAGCAGCAUCUGCUAGAUAGGGUGUGGCCGAAACUACGUGUACUGGCACGCUCGUCGCCCACCGAUAAGUACAAUCUGGUGAAGGGCAUCAUCGAUAGUAAAAUCUCUGCGAGCCGCGAGGUAGUGGCAGUAACCGGUGACGGCACCAAUGACGGACCUGCACUGAAGAAAGCCGACGUUGGCUUUGCAAUGGGCAUUGCGGGAACGGAUGUGGCGAAGGAAGCCUCAGAUAUCAUCUUGACUGACGACAAUUUCAGCAGCAUCGUGAAGGCAGUAAUGUGGGGUCGUAAUGUGUACGACUCGAUCGCUAAGUUCCUUCAGUUCCAGCUGACCGUGAACGUGGUGGCCGUAAUUGUGGCAUUCAUUGGUGCUUGUGCUGUGCAGGAUUCUCCGCUAAAGGCGGUACAGAUGCUGUGGAUGAAUUUGAUCAUGGACACGCUCGCGUCACUAGCACUUGCUACCGAGAUGCCAACACCGGAUCUGCUUUUGCGUAAGCCGUACGGUCGCACGAAGCCAUUAAUCUCGCGAACUAUGAUGAAGAACAUUCUCGGUCAGGCGGUUUAUCAACUGUUCAUCGUAUUUGGGCUGUUGUUCGUCGGUGAUCGGUUCCUAGAUAUCGAAUCGGGACGCGGUCAACCACUCAAUUCAGAAGCAACUCAGCACUUCACUAUCAUCUUUAAUGUUUUCGUGUUCAUGACGCUCUUUAACGAAUUGAAUGCGCGUAAAAUUCACGGCCAGCGUAACAUCUUCCAGGGCCUAUUUACCAAUCCGAUCUUCUACUCGAUCUGGAUCAUAACACUCGUAUCACAGGUGUUCAUCAUACAAUUCGGCAAGGUGGCGUUCUCCACUAAAGCUCUCAACAUUGAACAAUGGCUAUGGAGUGUGUUCUUCGGGCUCGGCACGCUGAUCUGGGCCCAGAUCGUAACGAGCAUUCCGACACGCAAGAUGCCGAAAAAGAUGGCCUGGGGCCGCGGCCACCCGGAGUCCGAGUAUACAGAGGCGAUUCGGCUCGGCGAGGAGCGCUACGAAACGAUGGAUAAUGACAAGAAACCCCGUGCAGGUCAGAUAUUAUGGAUCCGCGGCCUUACCCGGCUGCAGACCCAGCUUCGUGUUGUACGUGCAUUUCGAUCCACAUUAGAAGAUUUAGAGGAACGCCGUUCCAUUCAUAGCUUACAUAGUCUUAGAAGUUCACGCAGUCAUCCCGGAGGCAUGAGCACGAGUGGUACAAUGACUAGUCAAGGUCUCUCAAAUCUCUUAUAUCCACCAGGUUCCAACAUCCAAACCGGCCGGCUAAUAGGUACUAAUGUUGGCGAUCUUAAGUAUAUUGAUGAAGAUCAAAGACUUCAUAAUAAUCAGCAUAUUAUAGAGAAAUUCGCGGUUUGGACAAAAUCGACAACAGUCUAAAAUGAGAUUCCUUCCUUUGCUCUUGAAUGUAACAGAUGAGGAAAUGCAACAUACUGAAUGCGUUAAAUGAGAGGCAGUUUAUGUACCCGUGCCGUGCGAGUUAUGCGAGGAAUGAGAAAUCGUACCAAUUUUUCGAACAGUGUGACCGAUCUUAGCGUGAGAAAACCAGUAUAACAAGCAGGCUUCAGCAGUAGAAACGCGCGCAUAGUAAUAGACAACCGGAGGGGUAUAGAAGCUCUACUAUAUAGAAGAGGAAGAUGAAAAAACCAAGCAACUAAAAUUUAGUCGAGAAGGGUGACAACCGUAGCAGGCAAAGGAACAUACCCAACAGCAGCAGUAGGACGAUGAUUUCAAUAAGACAAAAUUAGCGCCAUCAAAAUCGAUUUCAAGCGUCCACCUUUCGAUAGGCUACGGCGGUACAGGUGUAGCUGGCAGAAGCGAGCUGUCUAUAGAACCGCCACCGGUGCGCUUGCGCAUUGAUCGGGUGCCCGUUUAUUUGUUGGCCGUUGAGUCGUUUUCCACUUCCAAUGGAUUUAUUGUUAUUUAACCCGACCGUUCGUAUGACGGACUGGCAAAAGCGGCAUGCAGCCCAGUGCGCCUGCCCGGGGCCGAUAUUUCCCGUGGUAGCAAACGCACGUCUGGCAGCACUUAGACGGCGCCGUAUAGAGCAGAAAUAUUUUCCAAUGGACGGGAUCAUGGGACGCAAUUGAUUACGACUCCCUUACUCCCGCCGGGAAUGAAGAAGGUAAUAAAACUGCCCGGCGGGAACUGUCGGUGGCAGUUAAUGUGAGCAAUAGAAAAAAAUAUCUUGUUCAAAUCGUACUUUCGUAGACGCGCAACAAAGAAGAGAGAAAAUUAAGAAAAACAAAAACACUCAUGAGGCCAGGCAGAUAAAGCGAUACUUCGUCGCCUAGCUGCGAUAGAUCGUGUGAUCGACAAACAAACCGAACAAAGAAACAGCAUAACCUAGUAUGAAAAUCAACAAAAAAAAAAGAACGGAAGAAAAACAGUCGUUUAUUGAGAGUAUUAUUGUACCAUUUGGUGUUUUUGACACG